Molecule: messenger RNA, 3784 nt
Organism: Lotus japonicus
Lineage: Eukaryota; Viridiplantae; Streptophyta; Magnoliopsida; Fabales; Fabaceae
Exons: 2
Coding region: 211-1395 (394 amino acids)
Source: RefSeq, a predicted model, not a curated record
CUCACACACAAAUCACGUACAGCACCACACACAAAUCACGAAUCCCACCUCACACACAAAAUCAAGAAUCACUUCCUCUCACACACAAGAAUAUGCAACUUGGUUCCAUUGCACACACAUGAGCAGGAUUUUCAACUUGGUUCAGUCUUCUCUAUUCUCUCCUUCUCAAUUGUACUUGUGAUUUGGGGAUUUAGUUUUCUACUUCUCAGAAUGGUAAAAACAAGAAAUUUGAACAAAGCAAGUGGCCCUAUUGCAAAAAAACAAAGAGGUGAUCUUUCUCGUGCAGGAAAAAAACAAAGAGAAUGUGCAACCUCAGAGGAAGAUUCUCCAGAACAAUUCGGGAAGAGGUUCCAAUCUGAUGAAAAAGUUAAGAGAUACAAAGCUUUCUCAAAAAAUAACUUUAUUCCAGAGAGAAGAGUAGAACUCCAACCUGGACAAUAUGAUGAUUUCCAACAUGAGUUACAGAGGAGGAACUGGUUAAAGCUUGCUUCACUGCCAAAGCACUUCAACCCAAAGGUUGUCAAGUACUUUUAUGCUAAUGCUUACACAUUAGGAGAGGAGGGGCCAAGAGUGUCAUUUGUCUUGGGAAGGAGAGUUCUUUAUGACAGAGCAACAAUCAGUGCUUAUCUAGAGGAUCAUUUGGGUUUGGAAGAAGCAAAGUUGUGUGCCUACCAAAAUUCAAUAAGAUCAUCACCGCCUAGUUUCAAUUACAAGGAGGUACUAGAUACCUUAUGCAUACCAGGUACCCUUAUGGAGGAGAGCAGAAAUGUUGUUGAGAGGGCUGAAAUGAAAGUGUUGACUGAGAUUUGGAUGACUUUUAUGACAUCCAACAUCAACCCCACUUUACAUACAUCUAAUAUUAAUCUGUACUAUGCGGGCUUGCUCUAUUGCAUCAUCCAAAAGAAAACAGUUGAUAUUGCAAAAAUAAUUUCAGAUGAUAUUCAUAGAAUUGCAACAUCCGAGAAGCCUAUGCCUUUGUGCUUUCCAUCGCUCAUCACAGAGUUGUGCAGAUUUCAGAGGGUGAUUAUCCCAGAAUACCCUCAGCUGGAUAUUAGGCCUCCAAUCAAUGAGAAAUUUAUUCAGCGUCAUUGUAAGAAAGAAGAAGCACUUCCACCACCCUCACCACUUCUUCCACCACCACCGGAUACGCCACAAUCAUCUCCAGAUAAUCCAACCACUCAGCAGCAGAUUCAGUUGAUCCUUGCACAACAGGAUGCUAUCCGGAUAGAGCAGGUAGAACAGAGAGACUAUUUGGAGCUUGUUUCUCGACAGCAGAGAGCCACAUAUAGGGCUACUACUUCCAUGUAUAGCCAUAUCAGACGUUUUUUUCAGCGUCAGGGACCUGAGCCUUUUGUGUGGCCUACCGAUGAUCAGUUCUCGAGCUAUGCUGAAUGACCUGGGGACAGGCCAAGUUCCAGGGAGGAGGAGAGAGUUGCUGGACAUGGAGAUGGAGAUGGAGCUACUACUUCUGCAGCAGCUGACUUGCCUGCUGGUGACUACAUGAUUGAUGAUCAGGAGCAGGAUGGAGCUGAGGAUUGAUGGCUACAGCCACUUAUCCAAGUUCACUUUUAUUUUAUGUCAUUUCAGCUUUCUAACUUUAGUACUUUACUUGGUUUUUAGUUUUAUUUUGCUUUGAACUUGGUUUUACUUCGUGAUAUUUUGCUUUGUUCUUAACAGCUAGCACAUGUUUGGAUUUUGGGUUAGGAAUUUGUUUUGCUCACUGUUCUGAAUUGCAAAUGAUUGGCUUUUGGUUUAGUUAAUGAGCAUGGACUAUGAAAUGCUAAGUUGAGCAUGAUGUGUGUUUUUUUUUUAAAAAAAAAAGUUCAUAGUUCAUUGUGAUUGCACUCACUUGGUGUCAUUAUAUGAUAUGAAUGCAUCAUUCACGUGAAUGUCAUAGGCUCAUUAUGAAAAUGCUUCAAAUCAGGGACUCCUAAGCCUAGUGAGGAGUGUAGCCAAACACUUGGUGAGAUUCGAGAGGUUCACCAUUGUUUUGCACAGUUUUACUUGUUUGAGUCUCUAACUGUUGAAUUGCAUGGGAAUGAUGGAAAAUGAUCAAGGCAUUUUUGUUCUUUAGUGUACAUAAGCUACUUGGCCAAAUAAGCUGACCGUUGAUUAGGAAUUCCAAUUGCAUCCCCUUUGGAAAUUUUGUUUUUCUUUGUGUAUGAUCCCAAACUUAAAUGAAAAAAAAAACAAUGUUCUCCCUUACUUUUAAGUUAAGAGAGCAUUUAUGUGAGGAUUUUAUGCUAAUGUGCUAAGUUGGGGGGAGUGGAAGCUUUGAUAUCUUUUUGCUUAACUUUCUAUCCUUUGUACAUAUAAUGUUUGAAAAAGAAAAAAUGCUUGUGUAUAAUGGUUAAAAAGAAAAAAAAGAAAAAAAAAAGAAGAAAAAAAAAAGGAAAAAGAAAGGGGUUAUGUGCAUGAAAUUGUGUAGAAGGGGUGAAAAAGAGGAUUGGUAGAAGGAGAGUGAAAAAUGUUCAUAAUUCUUGCAUGAAUCCAAAUGUAAUUGCUCUCUUGAUUUGAAAAUAUCUUGAAAUCUAGAAAAACCAAUUUUCUUGAUAACCCUGGCCACAUUACAACCCAGAAAGACCUUUGUGAUUCUUGAGUUUCCAUGCAGUUUUAAUAGUUGAUGAGACAGGUAACAAGUUUUACAUGUUGUGAUUCAAUGGCUGAAUAGUGUGAAACACUUACCUCAUAGAAAAUUGAAGAGUUGAGUAAACAGUUUGAUGAUAAUUUGAGUGGUUCCCUGAUUGAAGAAUAUUGGAUUCAAUGUUAUGCCAAUGACUUCAUGCUGGUGUGUUUUUGUAUUAUUACUGUAACCAUUUGUUGUGGGCUUCACAUGUUCUAGUUGGUAAUUGAUGCUUGGAUCAUGCUUGUGAAAAGAAACUUUGAGAUGAGUAGUUCAUAUGCCAUGCUUGUUCAAGAACCUUUGUGAAUAUAUUUUUUUUGAUAGCCAAUACCUUUUGUUUGAGGGCAAACAAAGUUCCAAGUUUGGGGGAGUUGAUAAGUACCAAAAAUACCUGAUUUUCUCUACUAAUUUGGGUACUUUUCUGUUCUAGAUGUGUACAUUAUCUUCCAAAUUAUCCCUCAAUAGGUUAAUUUAGUAAGUAGAUAGUUUUUAUAUAGAAAAUACAUAGAUAUGUUAGUUUUAUCAUUUAAGCUCUUUGGUUUUAUUGUAGGAGAAAAGUCAAGAGAUCCAAACAAUUUCAAAUGAAAAAGGCUACAAAUGUUGAUCUUCGCUUAAGCCAAAUGCUGGCUCGCUUAAGCCAAAUUAUAUGGCAGUAGCAGUGGCAAGUAUGUUGAUCUUCGCUUAAGCCGAAUGUAGCCUCGCUUAAGCCAAAUUACAGGGCAGUAGCAGUGGUUCUGGAAGACAAUUUGGCUUAAGCGAGAAAUGGUCUCGCUUAAGCUGAAAGACCUUACCUGAACAUGAAGAAAUCUCCUCGCUUAAGCGGAACCUUUUUCAGCUUAAGCGAAAAUGUGCCCUGUUUAUAAAAGGCUCGACCAAGAUCAGAAAGAGAUCAUCUUUUGACCUAUUUUAGACUUUUGAGAGAGAAAACUUCAGAGAGAAGAAGGGAGGAACUUUGGGAGCUUUGAUUCACCAUCCAUCAAGCUGGAAUCAUCACCGAGGACGGCACGGAUCAUAACUUUCGUCUUAGUUCUUCUUGUAAGCAUAGCAUCCAUGUCUAUGGCUAGCUAAACUUCUCUUUGUUGGGUUUGGGUGUAAUACUUGACUUAAAUGUAUCCAUCUUAGUUCUCUUUCAUAUGAAUCUAGUUUAUCUCUUGAUUUCAA